GUGGUGACGUCAGAUGUCAACACGACGCAAACUUCUCCGUCGUGGCCAAUCAGCCUUGAGUCGGACAGUCUCUUGUAAAGAUGGCGUCGGUGGGGCACAGAGAAGUGAGAGCUGGACGCUUUACCGUUAUUAAACACCGCUGGUUCAGACACCGUAAGAACUGAAACGGCGGCCGUAGUUAAAGUUUAUCGACCCAUUUUGUCAGCCGCAGCACGCAGUUUAGUGCUGUGUGUGUAUCGCCGCGGGCUUGGUUGUUUUUGUUGUUGGUUAGCCAGUCGUUGCCUUGGACAGCUCAUUAGCUUCAAGUUGGAAAAGCCAGCGUUAGCCCGGGCUAGCUGAGUAGCUCCAUCGGCUGCUUGGAUUUUUCUCCACGGCAUUCAUGGAUUGAUAGCUUCACCAGUGUGAACUCUGGGCUGCUUAUAUCUAUUUAAAACUCUUAUUUUCACGGAAACAAACCGGCCAUGAGCCACUUGGAUUAAAAACAAUACUUUAUAAAGGAAUAAGGGGCACAGACGAUCUGGCAUUGCGACACUAUCUGGAGUGUCGAGACGGAGCGAGUUGGCCGUCAUGUAUUUUCUCACCGGCUGGCCCCGGAGGCUGCUUUGUCCGCUAAGGAGUGAAGAGGAGCCCUUCUACAUCCAGCCCAGCUCGCAGAGGUUUUACUUCGCCGUGCUCUCAGAGACGCAGCUCAGCAUCUGGUUCAGCCGGCCCAGUGUUUUGAUAGUCAGCUAUAUCGAGUCUGCGAAGGCGGCGGCCCAGUUUGGCUUCUACCAGAAGGCAGAAUGGAAACCAGACGACUCCAUGAUAGCUGUGGCGACUGCCAAAGGCUACAUCCUCCUGUUUGAUGUGCUGGGUGGAGGAGAUGACAAAUACCUCUAUGAGCCUGUCUACCCAAAAGGAAGUCCUCGUGUGAAGGUGACCCCGGGUUAUAAGGAGGAGCAAUGUGCCCCUGCUCUGUCUCUAGAGAUGAAGAAGCCUGUGGAUCUAGAGGCCCCCAUCACCAGUCUGCAGUCCCUCCAGGAGGACUUACUGGUGUGCACCGCAGACGGCUACCUCCACGUGCUGCACUGGGACGGGCUUGGCAGCAACGGACGCAAGGCCAUCUGCCUCACUACAAUCCCCUUCUCGCUAGACCUGCAGUCUGCUCGAGGUGGUCCCUCUCUGGACCUGGAGGGAGUGUAUAUCCGCUGUAUGGAGUACUGCGUGACGCUGGACGGCUUCGCUGUGGUACUGAGCGACGGACGCUUGGGCUUUAUCACACCGCUCAGCAACAUCAUCACCACAGACCAGCUGCAGGGCGUCUGGGCAGCAGACGUGACAGAUGGCACCUGUGUGGCUGUCAACAACAAGUACAGACUGAUGGCUUUCGGUUGUGCCAGCGGCUCAGUGCUGGUCUACAUGAUAGACACCACGACAGGAUCCAUGCAGCUGUCCCACAAACUGGAGCUCACCCCAAAACACUACCCAGACAUCUAUAACAAGACAGGCCCAGUCAAGCUCAUCUGCUGGUCACCCGACUACAGCGUCGCCAUGGUUACAUGGGAGUGUGGCGGCCUGUCGCUGUGGAGUGUCUUCGGAGCUCACCUCAUCUGCACUCUGGGAGAGGACUUUGCGUAUCGUUCUGAUGGUACCAAGAAGGAUCCCAUUAAAAUCAGCUCUAUGAGCUGGGGAGCAGAGGGUUACCACCUGUGGGUAAUCCCUAACAAACAGGAGAGGAGGAGGAAGGAGGAGCAGCAGCAGCAGCAGAAGGAGGAGGAGGAGGAGAGGGACGACGACGAUGACAAGAAGGAAGAGGAGGAGGAGGUGGAGAUGGUUCCACCUCCUCAGUCCUCCCUGCAGGCUGGCAUACUGCAAUUCCACUUUAUCAAGAGUGCUCUCACAGUCAACCCCUGCACGAGUAACCAGGAGCAGGUGUUACUUCAUGGUGAAGACCGCCUCUACUUGACCUGUGGUGACCCCACACAGGUCCACAACACCUCUGACACACACCCGCACACACACUUGCACCCAUGCGACAGCAGCCCACUGCACCAUCCCCCCGACCCCGACUCCUCUCUCUCUCAGGGACUCAGCACUUUACUGGGACACAAGCACUGGCACGUGGUCCAGAUUCACAGCACAUACCUAGAGAGCAACUGGCCUAUACGGUUUGCAGCCAUAAACACAGCAGGCCAGUGCAUGGCUGUAGCAGGGAGGCGGGGCUUGGCACACUACUCCUUAUUCACAAGGAAAUGGAAACUGUUUGGAAAUAUCACUCAGGAGCAGAACAUGACAGUAACGGGCGGUCUGGCUUGGUGGAAAGACUUUGUGGUGGUGGCCUGUUACAAUUUUAUAGACCAGCAAGAGCAGUUGAGGCUCUAUCACCGAUCAUCCAACCUGGACAAUGCCUUCGCUUCGGUCACUAAGCUGCACUCAGACACUCUGCUGCUCAACGUCUUCAGAGACAUGGUCAUCUUGUUCAGAGCUGACUGCUCCAUCUGCCUCUAUAGUAUAGAGAGGAGGAACGACAGUCCAAACCCGUCAGCCAACGUGGAGUUGCUGCAGGAAGUGUCGAUGUCUCGCUACAUCCCUCACCCUGCCCUCGUGGUGUCUGUCACACUCACGUCUGUGCGCACAGAGACUGGCAUCACGUUGAAAGCCCCGCAGCAGGCCUGCAUGGCAGAGAGCAUCAUGUUAAAUCUGGCUGGCCAGUUGAUCAUGCUACACAGGGACCGUUCAGGGCCGCAGGUACGAGAGAAGGAGACGCCUGCCAUCAAUAAGAAACCGCUACCAUUUUGUCCUCCGGUGGUGCUGGCCCAGUGUGUGGAGAAUGUGUGGACCACCUGUCGCUCCAACAGGAAGAAGCGCCACCUGCUCGAGGCCCUGUGGUUGUCCUGCGGUGAGGCGGGCAUGAAAGUCUGGCUGCCGCUGUUCCCCCGAGACCACCGCAAGCCUCACUCCUUCCUCUCCAGACGCAUCAUGCUGCCCUUCCACAUCAACAUCUACCCACUGGCCGUGCUGUUUGAGGACGCCCUGGUACUGGGGGCAACCAAUGAGACCGUGCUGUACGACGGGCUGCAGGGAUCCUCGGAGCCGCUGGAGGCGCUGUUCCCCUUCUGCACCGUAGAGAGGACCUCCCAGAUCUACCUCCACCAUAUUCUGAGGCAGCUGCUGGUUCGCAACCUGGGUGAACAGGCUUUGAUGCUGGCUCAGUCGUGUGCCUCCCUCCCCUACUUCCCCCACGUCAUGGAGCUGAUGGUGCACGUGGUGCUGGAAGAAGAGGCAACAUCACGGGAGCCCAUCCCUGAUCCUCUGCUGCCCACCGUGGCCAAGUUCAUCACCGAGUUCCCCCUCUUUCUCCAGACCAUCGUCCACUGUGCCCGCAAGACGGAGUACGCCUUGUGGAACUACCUGUUCGCUGCUGUGGGAAACCCCAAGGACCUGUUCGAGGGGUGCCUCAUGGCUCGGGAUCUGGACACAGCAGCCUCCUAUCUGAUUAUACUGCAGAACAUGGAGGUUCCAGCAGUGAGCAGACAGCACGCUACGCUGCUCUUCAACACGGCGCUUGAGCAGGGCAAGUGGGACCUCUGCAGGCACAUGAUCCGAUUCCUCAAAGCCAUUGGCUCUGGAGAGAUGGACACUCCGCCCCCGACGCCCACCACACAGGAACCCAGCUCAACUAGCGGUUUUGAGUUCUUCAGAAAUCGCAGCAUCAGCUUGUCUCAGUCAGCUGAUUCCAUCACUACGGGCAAGUUCAACCUGCAGAAGACCUUCAGCAUGCCCACUGGACCCUCUGCUAAAGGUCGGGAUGUUGAGUGUGCAGAGAACAUGUAUAUCGACAUGAUGCUCUGGCGUCACGCCCGCCACCUCCUGGAGCAGGUUCGACUCCGCGACCUGGGAUGCUUCUCCGCACAGCUGGGCUUCGAACUCAUCGGCUGGUUGUGUCGCGAACGAAACCGCGUGGCCCGUGUUGAUGAUUUUGUUUUGGCAUUGAAGAGACUCCACAAGGAUUUUCUCUGGCCAUUCCCCGUUAUUCCUGUGGGAAGCCUCAGCUCGCCACUGAAGAACGGACGGUGUCGCACAGUGCUGAGCACAAGGCUGUUGAAGUCGCAGUCAGCUGACAGCUUGUUGAACAGCGACAUGGACACAGCUCCCCCUCAGGCUCCUCCCAGCAACCACACCUGGUUGGACGGGCUCGGGCAGAGGACCAAAGACAUGGACACGGCCUCGUCCGCUCACUCUAACCAGCACUCACCACAGACACAUGAUGCUUUCCUGUCGCUGCUCACCAACAAAGUGGAAGAGUACAGUAUUGGCUCAGCCACAGACUUAACAGAGACCAGCUCAGUGGUGGAUGGUGAUUGGACGAUGGUCGAUGAGAACUCCUCGACUCUGAGUCUGAGCCAGGCCGAGCUGGAGCACAUCUCCAUGGAGCUGGCCAACAAAGGCCCGCACAAGUCGCAGGUGCAGCUCAGGUAUCUCCUCCACGUGUUCAUGGAGGCGGGUUGUCUGGAGUGGUGUGUUGUGAUUGGUUUGAUCUUGCGGGACGCAAAUGUCAUCAGGCAGGUGAUCAGCUUCCUGGACAGCCCCGAGGUUCCCGCAGAAACUGUGCAGAGUGUCCGAAACGGCUUGUUGGCUGUCGACACAUGGGCCUCUACUGACUGCCUGGGAUACAAACCCUUUCUCAACCUGAUCCAACCGCAUCUGCAGCAGCUGAUGGAUUCAGCGGCGGAGCAGGUGCAGCCCGAAGCCUUCCAGCCCACCAGCCAGAGCUCCAAACUCGUCGGCUCUGAGGGGCUGGGAGGUGCCGCUUUACCGCGUCCCGAGGACAGCAGGGGAGCAGCGGCUCCGCUGGGCCUGGCACUACCCUCCCUCGAACCCACCGGAGGUUUUCCGCGGCCCCCCUCUGAGGACUGUCCUCCCGAGCAGACAGAGGAGCAGGGAGAAGAGGAGGGAGCCUACGACUGCACCUUGUCCUGAACUCAGGAGCCUCAUCUGGACUCUAACCUGUGAGCUUUGGGCCCGCGUGAGAAAAGGAAGAGGAAGCAGCAGCAGUUGCUGACUGGAAAUAGACUUUAUUUUUGUGUGUGUGUCUGUCUGUGUGCGUGUGUGUGUGUGUGUGUGUGUGUGUGUGUGGGGAUGUGUGUGUGUGUGUGUGCACAGAAAGUACCUCUCCUGCAGGUUCUUGCUUCAGUCAGUAUUAUCCACUCUUCAGAUUUGCCCUUUGUGUCGACUAGAGCCCCUGUGGAUACUGAAUGACAGACAGACCAACUGGCACAAAGACAUGACAGCACAACCAGAGAAAGAGUUCAGUCUGACAGCUUAGUUUUUCGAAAAAUGUGCUGUUGGAAAAAAAAAAAAAAAAAGGUCACCUGUGUCAGUUUGUGUGUUUCCACGUGCUUUGUGGUGUUCAGAAGCUGUAGACCAGCACAGGAAAGCGCCAGGCUUUCUAUUCCAAGACAGAUGUUUUGUGUGUAACUUUUCUUUGGCACUUUUAAGUGCAACUGGAGACUUUGAAAUGUUGUUUUUUUUUUUUUUUUUCCCACAGUCCAGACAAAAAGCUCCAUUGUUCCUUUUCAGUUAAUGCAAGCAGCGCAAGAAUCACGAAGACAAAAAAAAAGAAACCCUGUGUAUUUGAUCAUCAUACUACGUUGCUGAGGAUAAUGUAGAACAAAGCUCUAGUCGUGAACCAUUCACAAGAUGCACUGAAGUGUGUCUGAGCCUACAGUAAGUGUGCAGUUGUGUUUGUGUGCACAAGGGGUGUUUCAUACUUUCAUACCUCAUAUGAUUUUAAAAUAUUUUGUGAUACCUUUUUCAAUAAUGUAACAGUGUACAACAAGAUGACAUUAUUUUUCUAUCGAUUACACCUUGUCCCUCCCUGUAAAACGCAGUCAUGGUAUGAAUUCUGUGUAAUUCUUGAGAAGUGACGACCUUAAGAUUUCUAAGAAAAUGAUCUCUGAGAAAAAUCCACUAUUACGAGUGCAGACUAGUUUCUUACCACUGAUCAGUACCUGCGUUCAUGUAUUUUUCAUGCACCAGAUGAGGUUUUAACAACGCCCCGACCUUGCCGACGUCCAGGCCCCAAAGUGUCUGAGCCAAUAUCAGUUGCUCUCCUUCGAGUGGGGUCCAGGUUUUUAGACAACAAGCAAAGCAGAUUGCUGCUGAACUGGCCAGAUUUCAGGCUGCAGUGCGGUGAAGGGCCUGGGCAAAACAGAUGCUAUAAAAACCAAAUCAUAUGAUGCUUUAUCCAGCUUUUUAAACACACAUUUGUGUUUGUCUGAGAGACUGAAAAUGUGUGUCCUAUCAUCAGUGAAGCAGAUCAUGAAUAUCGUGUUAUUAAAGCCAUCCUACUCUGUAGAUUUUGUACCUAUCCCUUGUUGCCAGAACAUUUGAUUCCCUCUUCAGUAGUGUUAACAGUGACACCUUUUUUUUCAUGUGUAAUGGACCCCCAUCAUCUGAUAAGGACUCAUAUUUCGUCCAGUCCCAUACUUAUUAUACUCUGAGGGUCCGACAACGUGCAUAUCCCAUCGCUGAUCUGCUCAAGACAAUGAGAACCAAUUCCGCCACGACACAUGCGUUUUUGUGCUCCUGUGUGGAUUCCUGAACAU
Thunnus maccoyii (southern bluefin tuna) is the source of this 6587-nucleotide messenger RNA. It is a transcript of the gene ric1, whose product is annotated as RIC1 homolog, RAB6A GEF complex partner 1. The record is from RefSeq and is a predicted model, not a curated record. The transcript is spliced from 27 exons. Lineage: Eukaryota; Metazoa; Chordata; Actinopteri; Scombriformes; Scombridae. Gene Ontology annotation, biological process: intracellular protein transport; retrograde transport, endosome to Golgi. Gene Ontology annotation, cellular component: cytosol; Ric1-Rgp1 guanyl-nucleotide exchange factor complex; Golgi membrane. Gene Ontology annotation, molecular function: protein binding. The coding region runs from base 568 to 4959 and encodes 1463 amino acids.